CUUUCUAAACGUUGCAGGUCCAGAGGUUGGCCGAAUACGAGAGGUAUCUGGGCCAAGAGGCGAGAAAUCUAGUGGAGAACGGAAACGGAAGCGUCGGGAGUGGCGCUGUUCUUCAACGUGGACAGCUCGAGGGUGAUCUUCACCGUAUUCAGGAACUCUUCCCUGGUGACAAUCUCCGGCUACACGAGCGAGAUGUCCUCACCACGAAAAUGAAGAGUCUGAUUCGCAAGAGGAACAGCGGCAAUCCUGGAAGGCUGACGAGAGUGUUGUCGCAGAAAUCUUUAAAUGUGUCCAACAACUCACCGGCCCCGAAAUCACCGCCGAGGACCUUCCUCUUGGAGACACCGGUGCAAUUCACCACGGGCGUGCAGUCCCAGGACAGACAUCUUUUCCUUUUCUCCGAUCUGUUGCUCAUAGCAAAAGCGCGAAGCGGGGGUAACUUUAAGCUGAAACAAUCCGUAAGAAUGAGCGAGCUAUGGCUAACUGCCGGCCACAUAGAGGACGUGGCCGAAACGAGCAAGUCGCAAGAGACGAGCUUCGUCCUUGGCUGGCCAACUACGAACGUCGUUGCAACUUUCAUGACUGCUGCAGCGAGGGACCUUUGGUGGGGACGUUUGACCGAACUUGUACGAGAGGAGAGUAUGAAAGAGCCGCCGGACACGAACAUUCAAGUCGUGUAUCACGACAGUGACACGAACACGGAAUACUGUAAGACGAUUAUGGUGGGAUCCGAGAUGACAGCGGCGGCCUGCGUGAACUUGGCUACACGCCUCCUGGACCUUCAAGGGCCUUUCCAAUUGUGGGCCAGAACGUCCGCCGACGAGGCGCCCUACCCACUCAUAGGACACGAGAGGCCUUUCGCCGUCAAACUGUCGAAUCUGAGACACACGCUGUCCGCGGAAGAAGGUUUCGAUCUGGAGCACUGCAAUAAAAGUGGACACGACACGUGCCACUUUAUACUCCGGCCGGUACCAAAGUCGCCGGUGAAGAAGAACAAAUCGAAGAUCACCGGGUUACUAAGGAGAUCCCUUUCGUUGAACCCGAGUUUGUUCGGAGUUAAUUUGUCCAGGCUCGAUGAGAAUGGAUUACCCAAGCCUGUGUUAGUGAUGCUUCAACAAUUGUUCGCCAAGGGACCAUUCACGCAAGGGAUCUUCAGGAAAUCGGCCAACGUUCGAAUCGUUCGCGAGCUACGUGAUCAAAUCGAAUCUACCGGCGAUCCUAGCUGCUUGGAGGAUGCUCCGAUCAUAGCCGUGGCCGCACUGCUCAAAGAUUUCCUCAGAUCUUUACCGGAUCCUUUGCUAACUUCCCAUCUAUUUCCUCUCUGGAUGGACAGCUUGGACACACCGAAUCCUGUUCAAACGAUUAAAAAUAUUUUAGAUAGAUUACCGAAAGCGAAUUACACGCUGCUGUCGCAUCUGAUUUGCGUUCUGCACCAUGUGGCACGGCGGUCAAAGCACAAUCUCAUGUGCGCCAGUAAUCUGGGCGUGUGUUGCGGGCCAAGUUUACUCUGGUCGCCAAAUCCGUCAGUGAAUCAGAGCAGGGCGAUUCCUACGUUGACGGAGAUGCUGAUUCGUCAUUGUGAAGUCCUGUUUGGGGAGGGCGUCACGCAGCUUCUUGGGGAAGAGCGUAGCGACACAGGUGGGCUUUCUCUGGAUAGCCUGGACCUGACGGAACCACCGCGCAAGGACCACAUGUCACUUUCGAGAGACUCCGGUUUGACCCUGUCGGAUUGUCAGCUGUUCAUACCAGAGUCUCCAGUGGGCUCCGAGGAUUCCGCCGUGAAUGCCUCGUCGUCCAGUUUCGACAAGUCUCUCGCCAAGGAGGACAAGUCUACCAGCAAGUCGUACAUUCGCGUCUACGGUGGAUGGGAGGAACGAAUAAACGGUUACGCAGCAAACAAUCAUCACACGAGCACCGUGGAGCAUAAUUUCAGGGAGGAGAAGAACAGCGUCGGUUAUCCGAAUCCAAAUUUCCAGAGGCAAGACUGGCUGAGGGCUCAGCUGAAGAGAACGCCAAGGACGAAGCUGGAUGAACACGAUCACCGUAAAGACAGGUUCGACGAGAAGGAUAUCUACGGCAGGGACUAUCUCAGACAAGACUCCAUGAAGGAGAACGUAGAAAAUUGCAAAGAUAUAUACAGCAGGAACUCGCAGCUGGACAUAACGCGGGACCUUCGGUCGGAAUACGAAAGAGCCACACAGCAGGACACCAUCUGCACGGAACGAGUCUCCAUUCACAAUUCGGAGCAGGAUCUGACGGGAGACACGACGCUGUCCAGCGACAGAUACGAAUUCAAGAAGGAGCGAUUUAACGAGUUCAAGAAGGUCAAGUCGGAAAUGUAUGUUAAUCGCGAGUCACCCGUCUCGCAGAACGGUAGCUACCAUUCGGGAAGCGAUUUGUACGAGUUCAAGAAGGUGAAAAGCGAGAUAUACGUGAACAAAGAGACGACCCGUACGGAGAGAUACGAAUCGGAGAGCAGCAUCUACGGGAACAGGGACAGAACGGGCGAGAUAUACGGCUCGAGAGAGAGGAACGAUUUGUAUUCGUUCAAACAGGCCGAGGCCAUCGAUUUGUACGGCGACGAGGACGACGAAGAGGAGAGAACGUGGCCGGAUACACCACCACCACUACCACCGAGAUUGAGGCAUCUGCCACCGGUACACAUGAAUCUGGAAGACAGACACAAAGUGGCUGGCAGGUCAAGGUCUUUACCACCGCCGCCUCCUUAUCGUCCACCUCCUCAACCUCGUGCUUCGGUUACCACCAGACACCUAGGAUACGGAAGAUCCGUCGUCGAUGACGAGAGUUACGUUUAGUACGAAACCAGGAGCCAUUACAAGUCUGUGUGUACGUGUGUCGUGUGCGAAUGCGUGUGUGUGUAUGUUAGCACCUCGAGAGAAUCAAAGAAUCGAAAAAAUAAGUCGCGGAUCGAGAUCGUGAAUACACGUCGUCUCGUUAACGACUAAAACUAGUCCAAACUGGAACGCACGUACAAUAUUGGGGACAAUAGCUGAUCUGUAUAAUAUCGUGGUCAUCGAUGAAUGAAGGAUUAUACAGAGUUGUUUUAUCGCGUAAAACAGAUCGAAAAAAAAAGAGCGAAAUGUAAUUACGUUUGCCGAUGUAUUCGUAAGACGCAAAACGCGUCGAUUUUUAGCGAUAGGACUUGACUGUUAUACAGUGAUC
Molecule: messenger RNA, 3183 nt
Organism: Heterotrigona itama
Lineage: Eukaryota; Metazoa; Arthropoda; Insecta; Hymenoptera; Apidae
Source: the annotation of a GenBank genome assembly